Molecule: messenger RNA, 1600 nt
Organism: Jaminaea rosea
Lineage: Eukaryota; Fungi; Basidiomycota; Exobasidiomycetes; Microstromatales
Product: MFS general substrate transporter
Exons: 2
Coding region: 21-1571 (516 amino acids)
Cellular component (GO): membrane
Source: RefSeq, a predicted model, not a curated record
CACACGGUCAUUCACUUCCAAUGCCCCUCCCUUCAUCUACACAGCAUGUCCUCACAACCCUCAGCAUAGCCACGACAGCCCUGACAGCAGGCAGCAUCUUCACCUUCCCCAUCUUUGGUCCUGCCCUCACCCGCGAUCUCGGACUCAGCCUAACGCAGACCAAUCUAUUGUGGGGAGGAGCUGUACUGGGAGAAUACCUAACCGCAGCAAUAUGGGGCGCACUAGCUGAUGCCAAGGGGCCAAGAUUACUAAGCGGAGCUGCAGCCAUCAUGUUCUUUGUAGGGUAUCAAUGCAUGGCGUACGCCGAUGUCGUUGCGCUCGAUGCUCAACGGCAGGCCAUCGGCGGGCCUGAGCCAAAGAUGGCAAAAGGCUCCUUUCUCGUGACCCUCAUUGCUUUCACGGCUAUUGGUUCGGGAGUGGCUGCAAGCUACUUCUCUGCCGUGACCGCUUCGACGCGCGUCUUUCGCAGCAGACCAGGACUCGCCAUUGCUGGCCCGUUGACGCUAUUCAGCCUGUCGAGCUUGUUCCUCACUUCGUUGGGGACGCAAUUCUUCUCGGACGAGGCGACGGGGGAUCUCGACGCUUCGGGCUUUCUCAGCUUCCUGGGUUGGCUACUGGGAGCGACGAACGCCUUCGCCACCGUCUUCAUGAGUACGCCGCCUACGGAGGCUCCGGCCAGCGCUCGGCCUCACGAUCGUAGCAGCUCAGAGGAGACACCCCUCCUCCACGGCGACGACACUACCGCAUCACCGCAAGCCCUUAUCCUGCCAGGCGUCCCCGAAUCCCAAAGCAUCUUCGCCUUCCUCUCUACGCCUGCAGUCUGGUCUCUCGGCCUCCUCAUGGUAGUGGGCGUCGGCGGGGCGGAGAUGGUUCUCUCCUCCAUCGGCAAUGUAGUCGUCGCGCUCCUUGGAUCGCAGACGGAGGGACAUGCACCAGGAAUGCUGGGAAUUCUCGCUCGUCCGGGCAUCGGACCUGUAGCGCUGGAGAUCAGGGCAAGCCAGGUCAAGCUCCUGGCCGCGGCUAAUACCGUCGCCAGGCUGCUCGGUGGCAUCUUGUCCGACGCCGUUGCGCCCAACCCUAGCGCCGCCACUUCAUCAUCAUCAUCAUCGUCGUCGUCAGCGUCACGCAGCCGCCUGCCGCGCAUCAGCCGCAUCACCCUCCUUCUCGUCGCCAUGCUCCUCUUGCUCGGCGCAUUCACUUUCGCCUCCUUUGGGCUGGACUCCACCGAUGGAUUGCCAGCAUUCAGUCUGCUGGUCGGACUGUCAUACGGCCUGAUCUUUGUCCUCGUCCCCUCAAUCACAGUCUCCUCCUUCGGCACAGCCAACUUCGGGCGCAAUUGGGGCCUGCUAAGCUAUCUCUGCGCAGUAGGCUCCACCGCUUUCUCGCUGCUGUACGCAGCAAACUCAGAUCGGGUAGCAGCAGGCGACGGCGAGCACAGACCGGGGAACGGUGCGACGUGCGUGGCAGGGCCGAGCUGCUUUCGCGCGUCAUUCCAGGUCGCCAUGCUUGGCAUGGUCGCUUGCGUCGUUGCCAUCAUUCCCGUUUGGAGGAGAUGGCGCAAUCAUCUGUAGAUAGCAUGCAAAUAGAAGACGUUUCUGCA